Molecule: messenger RNA, 1633 nt
Organism: Sphenostylis stenocarpa
Lineage: Eukaryota; Viridiplantae; Streptophyta; Magnoliopsida; Fabales; Fabaceae
Source: the annotation of a GenBank genome assembly
AGAUCUCACUCAGCUCAACCGCCUCCACUUUCACCAAACCAUCUUCUCUGAGCCUUUCAUCGCUCCCUCGGAGAUGGCAGUGUCGGAUGGAUCACCAACCCCUCAGAUGGUUGGCAAUGCUUUUGUGGAGCAGUAUUAUUCUAUACUGCAUCAAGAGCCGGACCAAGUUCACAGAUUUUAUCACGAAUCGAGUGUUCUAAGUCGACCUGAAGAAGACGGUUCCAUGACAAUGGUGACGACUACUGUGGAAAUAAAUAAAAAGAUACUCUCUCUGGAUUACACAAGCUUUAGGGUGGAAAUUCUUAGUGCUGAUGCCCAACCUUCACACAAGGAUGGGGUGGUAGUGGUAGUGACUGGCUGCUUAACUGGAAGUGACAAUAUGAAAAGGAAGUUUACUCAGUCCUUUUUCUUAGCCCCACAGGACAAAGGCUACUUUGUUUUGAAUGAUAUUUUCAGAUAUAUUGAUGAGUAUAAGUCAGUUGAUAUUGAGUCUGUGCCUGCAAAUGAUGCUGAUGAAAGUGCUCCAACAGAUACUUUCACUCCUGAGCCUGAUGUCAUUAAUGUUGCUGAAGAUGUUCCAGAUAGCCAAACUGUUGUUGAUGAUGACAUUAGUGUCAACAAAGAAGUCAGCCAGCCACUGGAGAAUGGAAACUUAUCAGUUGCUGAAAAGGUGGUUCCUGUUAAUCACGUUAAUGAAUCCAGUCACCUGGAACCUCAUUCACAUGCUGAGAAAGCUGCUUCUAGUAACUCACAGGAGGAUACUCCAAAGAAGUCUUUUGCAUCAAUAGUGAAUGCACUGAAAGAAAAUGCUGCUCCUUUCUAUGUGAGGGCUUCCCCUGUGAAACCAGUAGAACAACCACGUGUUCCUAGCGUGCAAGCAUUAGAAGUACCAGCUCUUACCAUUGAGAAUCCAACAGAAAAGAAUAAUGAGAAUGGAGGCAAGGCUUAUGCAAUAUUUGUUGCAAAUUUGCCCAUGAAUGCAACAGUAGAACAGCUGGAUCGUGUUUUCAAGAAAUUUGGGCCCAUUAAACGGGAUGGAAUUCAAGUUAGAAGUAGUAAGCAACAGGGAUCUUGUUUUGGUUUUGUGGAAUUUGAAUCUGCUACUUCAAUGCAAAGUGCACUUGAGAAUGCUAUGAGGAAAAUUGAGGAAUCAAGUUGUGGUUUUUCUUCCUUUAUUGGUAGUUGUGUUCAUAUUAAUGCUAGUGCUAAUUUGAUAUUACAAAGCUGGUGUUCUUUGGGAGAUGUUGCUGCGGGUGCUUUUUCUACCAAAGAGUUUACUGGCUUCCCAUUUAGCAGACGGUGUCAAAUGCUGACGGUGCUCACAAUCCUUUGUUCUAUCAAAUUUUGCGCUGAUAACGUGUGUUCUUCUUUGAUGCAGCUAACAAUGAUAGGGGGAGGUAUUCAUCAGGAAGAGGUGGAUACCGGAAUGACAGAAAUGAUAACUUCAGGGGCCGUGGCAACUACGGCGGUGGUGGCCGUGGUGGUGGCUAUGGAAAUAGGAAUGAUAAUUUUGAGAAACGAGGGGAGUUUUCUGGCAGGCCUAGAGGAGGCAACAAUGGUGGUGGGCGUAGCAAUGGAGAAGUUGUGCCAAGGAGUUAUCAGAAUGGAGGAAAAGUCACUCGUCAACCAGUGA